GACUCUGUCGGCCGCCGCCAUCUUGGGAGCUUGUCGUGUCGUCCGUGCGGGGAGCUGCUUUGACGCAGCCCCGCUCACCUUCAGCGAGGCGGACUGGCAGCCCUGAGCGUCGCAGUCAUGCCGGCCGGACCCGUGCAGGCGGUGCCCCCGCCACCGCCCGCGGCCACCGAGCCCAAACAGCCCACAGAAGAAGAAGCUUCUUCGAAGGAGGAUUCUACCCCCUCCAAGCCAGUGGUGGGAAUUAUUUAUCCUCCUCCAGAAGUCAGGAAUAUCGUUGACAAGACUGCCAGCUUUGUGGCCAGAAACGGACCUGAAUUUGAAGCUAGGAUACGACAGAAUGAGAUCAACAAUCCCAAGUUUAACUUCUUGAACCCUAACGAUCCUUACCAUGCCUACUACCGCCACAAGGUCAGCGAAUUCAAGGAGGGGAAGGCUCAGGAGCCCUCGGCCGCCAUCCCCAAGGUCAUGCAGCAGCAGCAGCAGGCCACCCAGCAGCAGCUGCCCCAGAAGGUUCAAGCCCAGGUGAUACAAGAGACCAUCGUGCCGAAAGAGCCCCCUCCUGAGUUUGAGUUCAUAGCAGACCCCCCCUCCAUCUCAGCCUUUGACCUGGACGUGGUGAAGCUGACGGCUCAGUUUGUGGCCAGGAACGGCCGCCAGUUUCUGACCCAGUUGAUGCAGAAGGAGCAACGUAACUACCAGUUUGACUUCCUCCGCCCGCAGCAUAGCCUCUUCAACUACUUCACAAAGCUGGUGGAACAGUACACCAAGAUCUUGAUUCCUCCUAAAGGCUUAUUUACAAAGCUCAAGAAAGAGGCUGAGAACCCCCGAGAAGUUUUGGACCAGGUGUGUUACCGGGUGGAGUGGGCCAAGUUCCAGGAGCGAGAGAGGAAGAAGGAAGAGGAGGAAAAGGAGAAGGAGCGGGUGGCCUAUGCGCAGAUUGACUGGCAUGAUUUUGUGGUGGUGGAAACAGUGGACUUCCAACCCAAUGAGCAAGGGAAUUUCCCUCCCCCCACCACCCCAGAGGAGCUGGGGGCCCGAAUUCUCAUUCAGGAGCGCUACGAGAAGUUUGGGGAGAGUGAAGAGGUUGAGAUGGAGGUCGAGUCUGAUGAGGAGGACGAGAAACAGGAGAAGGCGGAGGAGCCUCCUUCGCAGUUGGACCAGGAUACCCAAGUGCAAGACAUGGACGAGGGUUCGGAUGAUGAAGAAGAAGGGCAGAAAGUGCCCCCACCCCCAGAGACACCCAUGCCGCCUCCUCUGCCCCCAACUCCAGACCAGGUCAUUGUUCGGAAGGAUUAUGACCCCAAAGCUUCCAAGCCCCUGCCUCCAGCCCCUGCUCCAGAUGAGUAUCUUGUGUCUCCAAUCACGGGGGAGAAGAUCCCCGCCAGCAAAAUGCAGGAGCACAUGCGCAUCGGGCUUCUCGAUCCCCGCUGGCUAGAGCAGCGAGAUCGCUCCAUCCGGGAGAAGCAGAGCGAUGAUGAAGUAUAUGCACCAGGUCUGGAUAUUGAAAGCAGCUUGAAACAGUUGGCUGAGCGGCGUACUGACAUCUUUGGUGUAGAAGAAACAGCCAUCGGUAAGAAGAUUGGUGAGGAAGAAAUCCAGAAGCCAGAGGAAAAGGUGACCUGGGACGGCCACUCGGGUAGCAUGGCCCGGACCCAGCAGGCUGCCCAGGCCAACAUUACCCUCCAGGAGCAGAUCGAGGCCAUCCAUAAGGCCAAGGGCCUGGUGCCAGAGGAUGAUACCAAAGAGAAGAUUGGCCCUAGCAAACCCAAUGAACUUCCCCAGCAGCCACCACCUCCGUCUUCAGCCACCAACAUUCCUAGCUCUGCCCCACCCAUUACUUCCGUGCCCCGGCCACCCGCGAUGCCGCCUCCUGUCCGUACCACAGUUGUGUCUGCAGUACCUGUCAUGCCUCGCCCCCCAAUGGCAUCAGUGGUCCGACUACCCCCGGGCUCAGUGAUUGCCCCCAUGCCGCCUAUCAUCCAUGCGCCCAGGAUCAACGUGGUGCCCAUGCCUCCCUCGGCCCCUCCUAUCAUGGCACCCCGUCCACCCCCCAUGAUUGUGCCAACAGCAUUUGUGCCCGCUCCACCUGUGGCCCCUGUCCCAGCUCCAGCCCCAAUGCCCCCUGUCCACCCUCCGCCUCCCAUGGAGGAUGAGCCUGCCUCCAAAAAACUGAAGACAGAAGACAGCCUCGUGCCUGAAGAGGAGUUCCUGCGCAGAAACAAGGGUCCAGUGUCCAUCAAAGUCCAAGUGCCCAACAUGCAGGAUAAGACUGAAUGGAAACUGAACGGACAGGUGCUGGUCUUCACACUCCCGCUCACAGACCAGGUCUCUGUCAUCAAGGUGAAGAUUCACGAAGCCACGGGUAUGCCUGCAGGGAAACAGAAGCUGCAGUAUGAGGGCAUUUUCAUCAAGGAUUCCAACUCAUUGGCUUAUUACAACAUGGCCAACGGCGCCAUCAUCCACCUGGCCCUCAAGGAGAGAGGCGGGCGGAAGAAGUAGAGAAGAGAAACUUGCUGUCAGGUCUCAGCCACUGCCGUUUUUGCCUCUUCCUGUCUCCCACUGUCCUGCUCUCUGCCCCAGUCCCAGGAGACCCUGCCUUGUACACUUGUUUCCCUCUUACUGAGUUUGGAAAUUCAAAUUGUCCUGCCAAGUUUUCUUACCCCAUCCCUUCUCUACAUUGAUAAGGGAGAGCUUUCAAAGCUAGUCUCUUCCCUAGUGGUCUCUGGAAUCCCUUUGUGUUUGAGUCUUGAUUUGAGGGGAUUCAUUUCUUUAGGUGGCACAUUAGGAGAUGUGAAUGCAGAAAUGUGCUGUGGGAUAGUGUCAUAGAACCAAGUAGCACCUGGCUGAUGAGAGUAUGGUUGUUGUCAUUAUUAAUCAUUUUGUAUAAUCCCUUUGUGUUUGAGUCCUGAUUUGAGGGGAUUCAUUUCUUUAGGUAGCGCAUUAGAAGAUACGAACCCAGAAAUGUCCUGUGGGAUAGUGUCAUAGUCCCAAGUAGCACCUGACUGAUAGAGUAUGGUUGUUCUCAUUAUCAAUUAUUUUGUAUCUUGCCAUGGGUUGUCUAAUAAACCUCUUGUAUCCUUCUUGUGAAA
Messenger RNA from Mustela erminea (ermine), 3089 nucleotides. It is a transcript of the gene SF3A1, whose product is annotated as splicing factor 3a subunit 1. Lineage: Eukaryota; Metazoa; Chordata; Mammalia; Carnivora; Mustelidae. Gene Ontology annotation, molecular function: protein binding; RNA binding. The transcript is spliced from 16 exons. The record is from RefSeq and is a predicted model, not a curated record. Gene Ontology annotation, biological process: regulation of alternative mRNA splicing, via spliceosome; mRNA cis splicing, via spliceosome. Bases 118 to 2499 code for a protein of 793 amino acids. Gene Ontology annotation, cellular component: catalytic step 2 spliceosome; U2 snRNP; U2-type prespliceosome.